Annulohypoxylon maeteangense is the source of this 2053-nucleotide messenger RNA. Its product is annotated as general substrate transporter. Gene Ontology annotation, biological process: transmembrane transport. Gene Ontology annotation, molecular function: myo-inositol:proton symporter activity. Bases 221 to 1837 code for a protein of 538 amino acids. The transcript has 4 exons. NCBI's taxonomy places the organism in Eukaryota, Fungi, Ascomycota, Sordariomycetes, Xylariales, Hypoxylaceae. Gene Ontology annotation, cellular component: membrane. The record is from RefSeq and is a predicted model, not a curated record.
CCCCUACCCGGUCUAGCAUGGCCUUGGGGUCUGAAUAUGACCUGCAUAAAACGUCUAUCGACCGUCUUAUUAGUAAUUACUAUCUUCCACGAGUCUGGGCUUAAAACCUCGUUGAUUUCCGCUUCGACAGCAUCGACAGAAUCUUCUCUCAGCUGAUCAAGCCUGAUUCUAUUCCCAUUGACGCCUUCUUGGUUAUCCUUUGUUUUGACAUCUAUUCACCAUGUCCGACCUCGACAUAGACAACAAAGACGACUUGAAGGUCGGCGCGAAUAUCGUAGGUUCAUCUGACCACGUCGAAGAUGUGCAAUUCAAGAACGCGGAAGAGUUCACUGAACUGAGCGGCAUCGAAGCGACAGCGGCGUCGAAGGCGGCAUGGCUCAUCUGCAUAGCGGUGUCUCUAGGUGGUCUUCUCUUCGGAUACGACACUGGUUACAUCUCCUCCGUCCUUGUCACCAUCGGGACUUCUCUUGGCCAUGCGCUCGACUCCAGUGAGCAGGAGUUGGUCACUUCCCUAACAAGCGGCGGCGCUCUCAUCGGGGCUGUCUUUGCUGGUCUUACCGCCGAUCGAUACGGCCGCCGGAUGCCCAUCUGGAUCGCAUGCAUCGUUUUCGUCAUCGGAACGGUCCUUCAAACGGCAGCAUAUCAUCUCCCACAGUUCGCCGUCGGAAGAUUUGUCGUUGGUCUAGGUGUUGGAUCCGCCGCUAUGAUUGUACCACUCUACAUUGGCGAACUGGCACCUGCCAAGUACCGUGGUCGAAUGAUUGCGUUCAACAACAUGAGCGUCACCUUCGGCCAAUUACUCGCGAGCGCUCUCGGUGCCGGAUUCGCCCAAGUGGGAGGUCAGGCAUGGCGGGCUACAGUAGGAAUCGGAGCUGUUCCAGCCAUCGCUCUUGCUGGUCUUCUCUUCCUCUGUCCGGAAUCUCCUCGUCAACUCGUCGCCCAUGGACAUUCCGAUGAAGCAUCGAAGGUCCUCAUGAGAAUCUACCCCACGUCGACCGAAGAACAACGAAGGGCUAAGAUCCAGUCCAUCGAGAUGUCCAUCCAAGAAGCAACCAACACAAUGGUCGACGACUCCAUCUGGAGAUCCCUCAAACGCAUCUUCACGACUCCCGCAACUGGCCGUGCCGUCCUCACAGCCUGUGUUAUCAUGGCGAUCUCGCAACUCGGAGGCUUCAACACGCUCAUGUAUUACAGCGCGACUUUAUUUUCCAUCGUCGGUUUCAACAACGCCGCCGUAGUCGCCAUCACCGUAUCGGGAACGAACUUCGUCUUCUCCUUCCUCAACUUAGUCGUAGUAGACAGGUUCGGCCGUCGAGCGAUCCUCCUCAUAACGGUGCUGGGAAUGGCAAUAUGCAUGCUCAUCGCGUCCGUUUCGUUCCAUUACAUCCCGAUCGACAAGAACCUGGUCGUUCAGAGCGAUAACGUAGGCUGGCCGGCUACCGUGCUCCUCGUUACGAUCAUAUGUUACGUCGCGUGCUUCUCUACCGGAGUCGCUACUAUCGCUUGGAUCGGCACGGAGCUCAUUCCAUUGGAAGUGCGAGCUGUCGGCACCAUGUUGAACACCGUUACAUGCUGGAGCACCAACAUCAUCAUCGCCUCCACAUUCCUCUCCAUGAUGAAGGGCAUAACACCAAGCGGCGCAUUCGGAUUCUACUGCGGCAUCUGCACCGUCGGUUGGAUAUUCAUCGUCUUCUGCUUCCCCGAAGCGAAGGGCAUGCCGCUCGAGGCUAUCCGAGAAGUGUUUGCGAACGGUUUCGGAGUCAAGUUCUCGAAGCAGUGGCAGAAGGAGAAUAAGGAAUUCGCGAAGUUGAACACACACCAGAGCUUCGCGCAUUGAUAGAGGGUAGGGAUCGUGUUGUUGUACUUAUUAGGGAGUGAGUACCGUGCUCGAGAGUAGAUGUAACUUUGAUCUUUUGGAUAUAGGUCGGUAGGGAGUUGGCUAGCGAUCGUUUGGUAUAUACCUGUAUCAAUUAGAUUUAUUGAAUUAGAUGCACCAUGAGCUCUUUAUUGUAGUGGUAUGGAUGUCUGUAGCGCCUGGCGUCUAGCGGUGUAG